Messenger RNA from Gymnodraco acuticeps, 3285 nucleotides. It is a transcript of the gene phc1, whose product is annotated as polyhomeotic homolog 1. Gene Ontology annotation, cellular component: nucleus; PRC1 complex. Lineage: Eukaryota; Metazoa; Chordata; Actinopteri; Perciformes; Bathydraconidae. Gene Ontology annotation, molecular function: zinc ion binding; protein binding. The record is from RefSeq and is a predicted model, not a curated record.
AAGAAAAGGACUGUGAGGGGCGGGGUUUCGUUGGAGGCAAAAACUAGCGAUCGUUGAAUGCAGUUAAAACCAAGAUUGCAAAAAAUAAACUCAUGGGCAUAAAAGUGUGAAAAGAACAGGAAUACCAAGGAGAGCAACAAUGGAUGCAGGUGAAGACCAAAACACGGGCACCACCAAUGGAAAUCCACAGACAACCGGGAACUCUCGUGCGCCCCAGAUAGCCCACAUGUCUCUAUAUGAGAGGCAGGCUGUGCAGGCUCUCCAAGCACUGCAAAGACAGCCAAAUGCAGCUCAGUACUUCCAGCAGCUCAUGCUGCAGCAGCAGAUUAACAGUGCCCAACUCCACAACUUGGCUGCCGUGCAACAGGCGACACUUGCAGCGAGUCGUCAGUCCAACACCCCAAGUAACAGCAUGUCGCAGGCAAACACCACUGUCAACCUAAGUACCACAUCUACAGGAGGAAACGUGACUAAUCCCCGUCCCCACGGCCCGGCCACUUCCGCAACAACAACAACGACAACAACUCUCAACCAGUCAGUGCUGCUGGGUGGAAACUCAGGUCAAGGACAGAUGUAUCUGAGGGUCAACCGCUCUCUCAGGGCUCCUCUCGCCUCUCAGCUCAUCUUCAUGCCUGGUGGUACUGCGACAGCUACUGUAGCCACAGUUGCCCAGACACAGCCCCAGCAACAACAACAACAACAACAACAACAACAGCAGCAGCAGCAUGAAGUUGCUCCUGCCCAGUCGGACAAUGACCAGGUGCAGAAUCUGGCCCUACACUGCGCCUCCACUCACAGAGGAGUUGCUGUCAAGUGUGAGCUUCCGGAGAGGAAAGAUGUAGCUUUCAGUCAGCAGCAGCAGACUUUUGCCCAGACAGUUCAGCUGCAGCAAGUGCAACCACAACAUCAGCAACACAUGGCCAAAACCAACUUUGCUCAGCAGACCACUGCUAUGCAUUUAAAGGCCGGUACUCCUGCUGCUUCUGUGGCUCCUUCCUCCACCUCCUCCCAAGCACUCCCUCUCUCCCAACUCCUCCUGUCCUCUUCUGCCACCCCCAUGAUGCUGGUGCCCACCUCAAAUGUUCCUACCACCACCCAGGGUUACUCCAUUGGCACAGUAACCCAGAAAGCCAACAUUAACACGCAGACUCUGGUGGUGCAGCCCUUACAGCAGGCCUGCACUCCUGCAGAAAAAGGACCAGUGCCAAUCCAGCCCAAGACCGUUCAGGGACAUCGCUUACCUGUGCAGAUGUCUCCUCGACACCCACCUCACAUCCUCCCAGCACCACCUCACAACAGUCACAACCCUCCACACAUCCCCGUGCAGCUCGUGGGAGCCAGGCAGGGCUUAGCAGGAAACGCCCAGGCUGUGGCCCUGGCACAGGCCCGAUGCAGCAUGGCCCAGGAGAGUACGGCUGCUGGGAAUGUCAACAACAGCACUAUGAUAAAGCCUGCGAUUGGCUCUUUGAAGAGAAAAUCUGACUGUGAUGCAUCAAAUGACAUGGCGACAGAAUCUUUUAACUCUGCACCCAUGAAAGAUGCUGCUCCUCCGUUAUCCCCUGGCCCAACAAAGGACUCGGCUCCUCCUGCAGCAGCUGCCUUCUCAUGUCCUCCCACCCUGUCCUUGCCUCUGCCCUUGUCAAGAGUCGGGCAUGGGGACAAAGACAGAGCUGUUCCCCAAGCUGUGGUCAAACCUCAAGUCCUCACCCACCUCAUCGAGGGCUUUGUCAUCCAGGAGGGAGCUGAGCCCUUCCCAGUUGCUGGACUUCUCAAAGACAGAGAUUUUGCCCUGGUUGGUCGCUCAGAGAAUGGACCUCCAUUGUUAAAGUGUGAGUACUGUGGAAGCCUCGCCCCAGCCAGCCAGUUCAAAGGAUCAAAGAGGUUCUGUUCAAAUACUUGUGCAAAGAGGUAUAAUGUGAGCUGCAGCCAACACUUCAAGACAAGCAGAGGGAGGAGUGGUGGAGGACUGCCUCCACCUCCCCCCCCAUCUGAGAGCGCUUCGAGGAGAAGGGGCCCGCCGCGCAGGAGUAGCUCUAAUAUCAACUGUGAUCAAUUAUCAAGCAGGCAUCUACCUGUUAAGUUUCACUCGGAGUCCAGUCGCUCGGAGGACGUGUCCAGCGACGGGGAAGAGGAGGAAGACGAUUCUCUUUCGCUGUCCCCAAGCUCCUCACACUCCUGCUCUCGAGCCGAGCGCAGCGCUCCUCCGUCUGACAGCUCGGCUCCUGGUAGCCUCCCACUAGAGGAGGCUAACUUCCUCUCUGCGACUCCUGGGCAGUGGAGUGUGGAGGAAGUCUGCAGGUUUAUCUCUUCACUUCAAGGCUGUGAAGAGUUGGCCGCACACUUUCUAUCACAGGAAAUAGACGGGCAGGCUCUGAUGCUGCUGCGAGAGGACCAUCUCAUCUCCACCAUGAAUAUUAAGCUCGGCCCCGCUCUCAAGAUCUGUGCAUCCAUCAACACCCUGCGUGAGUGAUGCAGGGACUUCUUCAGAGGGACACCAGGAUUCCUCAUUCAUGACUUGUCCCUAGAAUAAAUACCUGGAACUCUUUUAGUAAAAGUUCAAAAGAUUAAGAUCCAUGGGGACAGUGAGGAUUUGUUUAACAAAACAACGGUGCACCAUCAGUCAUGUGGAGACAUGGGAUGGAUAGUUUACUUUACGGACCUUGAAUGUGCAAAAACAUGUUUUAUGUAUUAUGUUAUGUGUGAGUGGUGAGCAUGGACAGUUUUGGGUAUCUAUGUGAGUCAUGUUUGUCAGUUCUUUGUUUUGUUCUGUCACCGUGAGUAGUCUUUUGUAUGUAUACUCUUAUGAAACUGCCAUGUGAUAAUUGGUGCUAGGUCAACUAACUAGGACAACAUCUGCUGGUUUCUAAAAGAAAAGAAACGUUGCCUUCUGGAUGUAUUUCAAACGGUGCUUUAACUUUAGCGAUAUGAUAUAUAUAUAUAUAUAUAUAUGUCCUUUUAGUAGUUAUUUGUUUAUUUACUGUAAUUGUUCAAUCCAGGCUCCGAUCCCACUGAGCAAAGGACACUCAUAAAGCCUGGGUGUAUAAUUAGUUAUUUUUUUACCAGUUAUUAAAAGUUUAGUUUUGUAUCUUUUACAUUUUGUACUACAAUCAAAAUUAUUUUUCCAUGGAUACGAAAUAGUUUUAGUAGCUUUAAUCAACCUAACUACCUGAAAAUAGGUAUUCCUCGUGGUCUGCUCUUUCAAGGGCUGAGUGGAAGCGCUCUGUGUACACAAAUGCAGUACUGCCAAUAAACAAUACCUGAAAAUGGAAAUAUUGGAGAUGGAAA